UGUAUCAACAACUCCAUUUUUAUAGCAAAAGUGCUCGUGUUCUGUUUCUUUGUUUGGAUAUAAAAAUUGGAAAUGGGAAUGAGAAUGAUAACGGGAAUAUCCUUAAUUCUGAUCCGAUCCGAGCGAAUUCCUUUACGCUACACUGUUUGGAAUCUGAACAAUCCCCUUGGAUUACGUCCAUCUCGAUUCUUUUGCAUGGCCAUAUAUGUCUCAACUCUCUAUAGCGUUUCAUUAUUAUAUCAAUAUUGUUUUCUUUUCUUCGUCCUCAUUUUUGGUCAAACCAAUUACCCAACCGCGCCAUGAGCUGCUGUAACUCUGGUCUCUGCAAUGCCCAAACCCUAAAACCACAGAUUUUGGCUGUUAUUCUUGAUUUGGAUGGUACCCUUUUGGACACAGAGAGGGCCACAAAGGAUGUUUUCAAGGAGUUCUUGGCAAAAUAUGGUAAGGUUUUAGACAUGGAAAGAGAAGAGAAGAAGGCUGACGGAAUGACCCUGAAGGAUUCCUCAGCUGCCAUUGUUAAGGACUAUGAUCUCCCAUUGACACCAGAUCAGUACAUCCAAGAGAUAAUCCCCAUGCAUCAAGAAAAGUGGAUGUAUGUCAGAGCACUUCCUGGUGCUACUCGACUUAUUAAGCAUCUCUAUAAUCACGGAAUUCCACUUGCUCUAGCAUCAAACUCCUUACGAGAAUACAUUGACAAGAAAAUCUCCCACCAAAAAGGUUGGAAGGAAUGCUUUACUGUAAUUCUUGGCAGUGACCAGGUUAAAGCAGGGAAGCCUUCACCAGAUCUAUUUGAAGAGGCAGCGAAGAGAAUGGGUGUGGACCCAAGUCAAUGCAUAGUGAUUGAAGACUCCUUGGUUGGUGUUAAAGCUGCAAAUGCUGCAAAAAUGGAGGUGGUGGCUGUUCCACCCCGAAGUGAAACUGAUUUUUCUUCCCUAGCAAAUAUUGUGCUUCAUUCUCUUCUGGAAUUUGAGCCUGAUCUUUGGGGUCUUCCUCCAUUUGAAGACUGGGUUGAUAAUGCAUUGCCAAUUGAACCAAUAUAUCUAAGUGGUCAAUAUGUAAAUGGGUUUCUACAUGAUGUUACAGAAGAUGGAACACAUUCUCUUCCCAAUCAAGUUUUCGGAGUUUUCUUUGGUUGUGCUUAUGCGGAAGUUGAUAAGCAGAGGAUUUCCAAGGUCCUGGUUUGGAUUGGAAAUGAACGGUGUUCCCGCACCCAUCAGAAAAAAAUUCAAAUGCACUUAGUUGACGAAACAGACGUAGUCAGCUACGCAUCCAAUCAACAGAUGACACUUGAGCUUUUUGGCUACAUACGAUUUUUGACUGGCAAGGAGAGUGGAUGCUUCGAUACAAAACUACUGGAAGAAUACAAGUCCAUUGCAAGAGCUUCAAUGGAUCUGCCAAAAUUUACUCAGAAUUCCCAUUUACUCUCAGAAUAGGGUUCUCUCUAAUGAUAAUGUAGUAUUAUUAAGACUAAUAGACUGUAUUAGUCUUGUUCUUAUAAGCUUCCUUGUUAUAAAUACAAGCAUCUCUGAAAAAUGCUGUAUUUCUAUAAUAUUGUGAUUGUUCAAUGGGUCAGCCAUAAUGACAUUAGAAUACAUAUAGUUUAAGGGUAAAUACUCAUUUGU
Humulus lupulus (European hop) is the source of this 1622-nucleotide messenger RNA. Its product is annotated as bifunctional riboflavin kinase/FMN phosphatase-like. The record is from RefSeq and is a predicted model, not a curated record. Gene Ontology annotation, molecular function: sn-glycerol 3-phosphatase activity. Gene Ontology annotation, biological process: glycerol biosynthetic process. The transcript is spliced from 10 exons. NCBI's taxonomy places the organism in Eukaryota, Viridiplantae, Streptophyta, Magnoliopsida, Rosales, Cannabaceae. Bases 300 to 1433 code for a protein of 377 amino acids.